AUUAUGUGCCGUCCUCCUCCCAGCAGCCUCCACUGGACUUCUCUCGUUGUGUCCAAUGAGACAACGUACUGCGAAGACAUCAGUUUCAUAUCAAAUUACAUUAUUUAGUUAAAGGACUAUUGGGAGAUAAUUGUGUCCUUAAUUACGAUAAAACUUGACUGCAUCUGUCUAACUCCGCGAGACUACCUUCUCUAUUGUCGUCUCUCUUCUGCACCAUUAUCGCGAGGUUUGAUCAGCUGUUAGGUCUGUUGUUAGAGUCUAGUGCUUGGACGGUCAACACGUGGGGAGGAUAGAGAAAGAGACACAGACACAGUGUAGGGGAACACGUUGGGAUUGAGUUGGGCCCGGAAAACGUAACAUAUCACGAUCAUUUAAUUCACUGUGGCGGCACGGUAGACGUUUAAAUACUGUGUAGCUGCUAGCGUCCUGAGGAGAUGCCACUGAGGUUCCGGUCUAUUGUCCCGUACACGCUGCCUGGCGUGCUGGCGCUUAUAGGCUGGUGGUGGUACAUCUCGCGCAAGAAAGAGCGAAUCACCAACCAUGACAGUGAGGAGGGGGCAGCGGCCAUGGGCCUGCUGGCGUCCCCGGCCCCCAGUGACGGCAGCAACGGCCUGGUAGAGAAAGGGAUAGUGUCCCUCUGCGCCAAAGCCACUACCCCCACAACCAGCAGCUGCAGAGAGAGAACAGCCAGUGGCAGAGUCAGACCAUCCAAGGCCAAAGAGCAAAGGUCAACAGAACAGGAGGUCGUAGCACAGAUUCACAUCCCGGCCAUUAAGGCCCAGGCAGUAGAGGUACAGAGUACAUGUUCACCUACAGAGAGGACCUCCCACCACCCAGACAGAGCCAACGCAGUCACAGACCCUUGUGUAGAUAGGUGCCAACAGACACCCAGGAACAGUUCUUCUCCUGCAGCCUCACCCUUACCAACACAGACCAGGAAGGAGAGCUGGGCUCUCCAGGGAGAACACGGAGCCACUGGGCAGAGACCGCCAGUCGCCAUUGCCUAUGUUACAAAGCCGGUGAAAUCAACGUUUACUGAGCAGGUCCCUGCUUCAGUGAAGGAGGCCACAGCAUCAGAAGCACUUGUACUCUCCCAGAAGGCCCAUGCCACGACUAGUUCCUCCACAGCAGCAGACCUGAUGAAUGCAGAGAGGCCUGAGCCAGAGGGGGAGGUGGCAGCAGCACAUGAGGCAGCAGUGGCCUUCACCCAGAACCUACAAGUGGAGCUGGUGGCUAAAGAUGCCCUCCUGGUCCCCUCCAGCAGUACCAAAGAUGAGCUGCCCUCCUCGUCCUUCAUCCCAGCUGAGACACCGGCCCAGGCACUGAAAGUAGUCACACAUGAGCCUCUUUUCCCAGAGACCCCCACAUCUUCGCAGGGCUACCAUGCUGUUGUGACUAGUACUUCGGCCUUCCCAGCCCAAGGCCCCCAGCAGGAGAACGGGGCCCCCUGCAGCAGCGAGGAGCUGGAGGACCUGGCAGCAGGUCUGAUCACUGAGGUCAUCUGGGCAGCCACCCAGGAGGUCCUCAGUGUUACCUCCUGUCCAGAGACCUGGCUCGGCCAAUCCGCUGCUGAGCCCUGCUGCAGAAGCACCCCGCUGGCCAAUGGGAGGCCAUGCUCUGAGCAAGAGCCACUCACAAGGAACAUGGAGGAAGGGCCCUCCCCAAUAAGCCACGCUGAGACGGAGUGGAGAGUGCAGCAGAAAGAAGGGAUGCCCAACGGUUGCCUGCCCGCCCCGGCAUGGGAGCCAAUGGGGACAGCAAACGCACUGAAUAACCCCUGGGCGGCAGCAGCAGCAUCCUCGCAGGAGGGGAGGCGUGAGGCCAGCAGCGUACCUGUCAACCUGGACAAACUGAAGGGAAAUGAAGGGGCGAUGGUGGCCGAGGACUCAGCCUGCAGUACGUGCCACUCUGAGGAUGGGGUCAGCAUUGAGGACCAGCAGAGCAGGGAGAGCCAGGAGGAUCUGAUCCAGGUGUCAGGGAUGUCUGAGGGGGAGGGUGGUCUGCGCCAGGCCCCAGAAGAGGUAGUGCCCACGGAACAAGUGAUGGCAGCCCUACCAGGCCAUGUGCUGGGGGCUGUUGGCGAAGUGAAGAGGCUCAACGGGAUGGCCCUGAGGAACGGUUCUCACGGGAUGAGUGAGACUGAGACCGAUCAGUCUGGAGGCUCGGAUGUGAACAGUAUGGACUCGGUGGAUAGUGGCUGCACCAUGGGGGCUAGGGACAGUAGUGGCAGCCCUGCCAUGGCUCUGGGCUCUGAACUUAUCGUUUGGGAGAUUGAGGUGCCAAAGCAUCUGGUGGGUCGGUUAAUUGGGAAACAGGGGCGAUACGUGAGCUUCCUGAAGCAAAGCUCUGGUGCAAAGAUCUACAUCUCCACCCUGCCUUACACUCAAGAGUUCCAGAUCUGCCACAUAGAGGGCUCCCAGCAGCAGGUGGACAAAGCAUUGUCCCUGAUCGGGAAGAAGUUUAAGGAUUUGAACCUGACCAACCUCUAUGCCCCCCCACCUCUGCCGCUCACGUUGCCCUCGCUGCCCAUGACCUCCUGGCUCCUGCUCCCCAGCGGUGUGACCGUGGAGGUGAUCGUAGUGAACAUUGUAUCGGCGGGUCACCUCUUCGUCCAGCAGCACACACACCCUACGUACCACGCCCUGCGCAGCCUGGACCAGCAGAUGUUCCUGUGUUACUCCCAGCCAGAGACACCCACCCUGCCCUCGCCUGCUGAGGUGGGGGUGAUCUGUGCGGCGCCGGCGGUAGAGGGAGCCUGGUGGAGAGCCCAGGUCAUCUCCUUCUACAAAGAGACCAGCGAGGUUGAGAUCCGAUAUGUGGACUACGGCGGCUAUGACCGAGUGAAGAUUGACACACUACGGCAAAUAAGGUCAGACUUCGUAACAUUACCGUUCCAAGGUGCAGAAGUAUUACUGGACAACAUCGCCCCUCUUCCAGGAGAGAAGAGCUUUUCAACCGAGGCCUCCUCUGCACUGGAGGAGAUGACGAGAGGGGUAGCACUGCUUGCACAGGUCACAAACUACGACAACAACACUGGUCUCCCAUUGGUCCAGAUGUGGAACAUGGUUGGAGAAGAGCUGGUAUCAGUUAACCGCACGCUGGCAGAGCGAGUGUUGGGUACCUGGGUGGACAGCUUUUGAACCUCGCUGCCCCCCACCCAUCAACCCCUUCUCAGUUUUACCACACCCCUCCUAGAUCCCUUCUUCUGACCUAAUCUCUGGAGUCUGACCCAACCAGCCCUCCAGAAACACCCAUAACACUUCAAUGGAACAACACAACCACUGGAUUUGGGAAUAAUUUGUUUUUUGGGGGGGCUUUUUUACACCAGAUUUCACAAAGAAAUAAAAAUGGUUGUAUGCAGAAAAAAUAUGAAGUACUGCUUCAGAAUAAGCCAACUCCCCUCCUCUCCUCCCCCACACACCAAAAUAACUUAAAGAAGGAAAAUAAAGUACUUGUACAUUUUAAAAAUAGAUCUAUAUUGUAACUAAAGGUCGAUCUGAUUUUUCGUCCUACCUGACAUUUCACUCCACAACUUUGCCUGUGGAUUCUCAUCAUGCUGUGGAUGUAUAACUCAACUCAAUAGGAAACAGUGUCAAUGGAGAACUAACCUCACUAUCAGCUGUAAUUACAUGUAUACACUUGUAUAGUGAUAUGAAAGGAAUUGGGCUGAGUGGGGGGUUUCUAUAUUAUUGUACGUAGUGCAGUAGCCAGUCCCCAUCUGGUCUCAUCAUGACAGCCGUGGACAUACAGGCCUGGGGGGCUAAGAAUGGCGUCUGGAUUCAUGGUUGUGACUGACGCCCUCGUCUGUGGAGACAAAUGUAGAUCUCAGCUUUUUUGCCGCUAACCACAGUCAAGGAAAUGGACAGGGUGGGGGAUUCCUUUCUCCGACCACCGGACUUGGGUGAGUGACUGGGAGAAUGUGCAGAACCGGGAUCCCAGGAGUCGCGUGAAGGCCUGCUCAUCUGCCCUGGCCUCUCCAGUCUGUACAACACUGUGGCCUUAUGGAGAAACCAAACGGGCUUCCUUUUCUGGGAUCUCCAACUGACCUGCAAGCAGACCAGCCUGACCCCUCUUUCCCCAUGCAAUCGCUGGUUGCCUUCAGCGUCUAUCCAUUGUCCUGCCUGGCAUCUCAGCUGAUGCACUCACCACUACAUUUCAGAUCCACUACUGUUGUCUGGCACUGGAGUUGUCGAGUAGUCUGGGACAUGACAUGGAAGGGUAGGGGUGCACUAGCUCCCCCCCCCCCCCCCCCCCUUCUUGACUGACUCCAGGGGCCUCGUGCAACUCUUGGUGCAACUGUUUAAGGACUUAGAGAGGACACCACUGUGCGGUUAACAUUGGUGUGUGUGUGUGGAAACACUACAGCCACGGACAGGCCUCUGAUACCUGACCAGGAACUCUUACAAAGCAUCUUACGUUAGCCCUGCUCAGUCAGGAUAGGCCCAGUGCUUAUAUUAAAAUCAGUCUGUCUUCUAAUAUGCAUGUUAACCUGCCCAGGUCUGCGUCCCUCUUAUCGUCUUCACUGUGUUUUCUUCUACAUACUUUUACCCCGUAACAUUAUUACACUUUACAUUUGUGCAGUUGCAGUUUCCAUACUUACAAGCAGUUUAAUUGAUCCAAAAUGAAGUCUUGCUGACAACACGAGGGUUGACUGUGUUUUUGUAGCCCCUUUGCACUGUGGGAAAUUAGGUCCUUGACGGUACCGGUCCUCUUCACUCAGCAGCGUAUGAAAGUGCAGUAUAGAGAAAGUGAGCCAUGAGAAUCAGUCUCUCACACUGCAGAUAUUAUUGUAAAAGAUGGCUUUAUACUGUAUAUCUGCUUUGGUCUUGUUGGGUUUUGCAUAGGAAUUAAUUGCUUUGUCAUUUAUUGAACAGAAUACACUUAAAUAUUUAACUGCUUAUUUUUCCUGAUGGGUGGUGUUGUCGUCCUCCCCCCGAAUUGAAUUGCUCUGGUAAUAAGACAGCUUCCGUCCCUCUGCUUGGUCUUAUUGAAGUUAAGAACCAGGAUAGAUUUUGGAUAGUACCUAAUGGUUUCGCUUGACUAUUCCUGCAUUACUAUUAAACUUGACAGCGUUGGCAUGUAAAUCACAUGACAAUACUUACCUCCUAUACAUAUUGAUCACAUAGGUUAACUGCACUUUAUCAACCUUGCUACUAGAGUAUAUAUUUCACACAUUUUGUGGGAUUGAUUGAACCAUGUUUCAGGAAUGGUUAGUUAUGAGGUUGAUGCACAUGCUGCUAGUUCAGAAGGCAGCUGUUGCAAGGUGUUUUUUAAAGUCAGUUAUUAGUCAGUCCGGUGUUGGUACUGUAUCUCCCCUACCUGAUAACUGUUAAUGUUUCUAGAACCAUAGGAAAUAAGGCUUCUAGCUACUAUAUUGAACAUGAGCUGAAAUAAAAUAACCCAGAAAUGUUCCAUAUGCACAAAAAGCGUAUUUCUCUCAAAUGUUGUACACAAGUUUGUUUCCAUUUGUGUUCGUGCGCAUUUCUCCUUUGCCAAGAUAAUUAAUCCACCUGACAAGUGUGGCAUAUCAAGAAGCUGAUUAAACAGCAUGAUCAUUACACAGGUGCACCUUGUGCUGGG
Molecule: messenger RNA, 5580 nt
Organism: Salvelinus namaycush (lake trout)
Lineage: Eukaryota; Metazoa; Chordata; Actinopteri; Salmoniformes; Salmonidae
Product: A-kinase anchor protein 1, mitochondrial-like
Exons: 11
Coding region: 435-3140 (901 amino acids)
Molecular function (GO): RNA binding
Source: RefSeq, a predicted model, not a curated record